GGAUGGCGAACAAGAACAAGAAGCGCGAGACGCAAAACGACGCGGACGCGCUCGGGAUGAGCUCCACGGAGAAGAUCCUCCGGCGCAUCCACGAGCUGUACGAGAAGGGCUUGUGCGCGGACGACGCCGAGGGUGGCACCAUCGGCCUCCUCGAGAUCGCGCACGAUCCGCUGUUGAACGUCCAGGGCGUGUGGAAGCCGCGCAAGAAGGUCAACGUCAUGAUCGUGGGGAACCACUCCGCGGGGAAGAGCUCGUUCAUCAACUGGUACGUCGGCGAGUCCGUGCAGACGACGGGCGUGGCCAUCGAGACGCGAGGCUUCACCUACGUCACCAGCGGCAGGAAGCGAGAGACUCUCAAGGGCGACGCCACGUUCGCGUUCUACGACCACAUCGGCGGCCUGCGCGAGUUCAAGGGCGUGGAGGAGAACGUCUUCACGGAGAUAUCCACGUCCAAGGACCGGAACUUCGCGUGCGUGGAUUUCGUGGACACCCCCGGGCUGGUGGACGGCGAGAUGGAAUACCCGUUUGACGUCGUCGAGAGCAUCGCGUGGCUCGCGGAUCACGUCGACCUCAUCCUGUGCUUCUUCGACCCGAUCGGGCAGGCGCUGUGCAAGCGAACGAUGACCGCGGUGGAGCGUUUAAACGAGAAGCACGCGGAGAAGCUCGCGUAUUACAUGUCCAAGGCGGACCAGGUGGAGAAGGAGCACGAUCGUCAACGCGUCCUCAUUCAAAUCACGCAAAACCUCGCCGGCCGGAUCAAGAACAGCCACGCGUUUAAACUCCCGACCAUCUACCUCCCGAGGGACGACCUCGCGGUGCCGAUACCGAACGCGAUCGAGGAGGUGUGCGAGGACGUGGACAAGGCGAUUCGUCUCACGGUGCAGAAGAACUUGACGACGAUGAAGGACGACUGCGCGAAGAUCGUCAAGGCGAUCGACGCGCGCGGCGAGGAGGACGCGCGGCGGAAAAAAGACAACGCGGCGCGGACCAUCAAAGGCUGGGCGUUCAUGUUCGCAGGCUGGCUCGUCCUCUCUCUCUUGGCGUACGUCGCGACGCUCGAGACGUUCGCGCUGCGACCCGUCGCGGUUGCGAUGCGCGUGCACGCGUUGCCGCGACUGAGCGAGGACGAGUUCCCCGUGGCGCGAGCGGUCAUGACGGGGCUCUUGCCGACGGAGGUCGCCGAGGGCGAGGUCGCGGCGAAGCGGUGGAUGGGCGUCGAGAACGGCGGGCUGUACGCCAUGGCGUGGCUCUCCGUCGCGUACGUCACGCUGCAGGUGAUGAAGCGGAAGGCGUGGAGAGGCCGCGAGGCGAGGUUGACGAAGAGGGAGUGGAAGAAGCUCGAGGGGUACCGAGCGUACGCGAUCGAAGUCAGCGCGGUCAGGGAGGAGCUGUACAAGGAGUACUUCAAGCAGCUCCACGAGGGGGACGGGUACUGAUGCGACGCGAGAGAGAGAGAGAGAGAGAGAGAGAGAGAGAGAACGGACGCGGCGCGAGGACGACGCCGUGGUCGCCUCGGGAGCUCUGGCUGUUUGCGUUAGUAUUAAUUUUUUCAUUUAUUUCCCGCAAGACUAUUCUAC
This is a messenger RNA of Micromonas pusilla CCMP1545, 1577 nucleotides long. RefSeq lists its product as uncharacterized. The transcript has 4 exons. The record is from RefSeq and is a predicted model, not a curated record. Bases 3 to 1436 code for a protein of 477 amino acids. NCBI's taxonomy places the organism in Eukaryota, Viridiplantae, Chlorophyta, Mamiellophyceae, Mamiellales, Mamiellaceae. Gene Ontology annotation, biological process: ribosomal small subunit assembly. Gene Ontology annotation, molecular function: GTP binding; rRNA binding; ribosomal small subunit binding.